Messenger RNA from Ilex paraguariensis (yerba mate), 324 nucleotides. The record is from the annotation of a GenBank genome assembly. NCBI's taxonomy places the organism in Eukaryota, Viridiplantae, Streptophyta, Magnoliopsida, Aquifoliales, Aquifoliaceae.
AUGUAUAACUAUAUAAACAGGUUAAGAAACCACAGAAAUGGCUCUGCUCAAGGAUCUUCCAACAAUUUUCAAAAGCCUUUAUUUGGAGGCAUGAAGUCUGUUGUCCCAUGCAAGGUUGCCCUUCUGGUUGCUAUUUUCUUGCUCUUCUCCAUGUCUGCUGUGAUUGAAGCCCGAAGUACAAUGACAGACAGUCAUGGAGUUGAUGCUUCUCGGUUGAGUCGGGACAAUCUUUGUGCAAUGAAAGAAGAUGGUUGCUUCGAAGAAGAGGAUUCAACAGUGAUAGACUAUACGCCAGUUCGGAAGAAAAAACCUAUUCAUAAUUAA